AUGAAAAACGGCCAGUAUUGUUGGGACCCUAAAAAGCUCUCGCUGGCGCAUUCUAAUUGCAGAGAACGAGUGCGGCGAGCCAUGGAAAAUGGGCUCGAUAGAAUAUUAGUAGAUAAUACAAAUAUGAAGAUAAUAGAAAUGGUGCCAUAUGCAAAGCUCGCGCUGGAAUUCAAGUAUUUCAUCAGAAUUGAAGAAGUAGCCCUUCCAAAAGGCUUUAAAAAUUGGUACGGGAUGAUUCCAGUUCUCGAGGAAAGAAAUGCGCAUAAUGUAAAUGGCGAAAUUCUAAAACGGCAAAUCGGCAACUUCGAGAAAUGUACAGUUAGCCAGCUUGUCAAAGCAGCCAGAAACCCAGGCGACGCGAGGUCGAAUCCUCAGAGUCCACCUCCAGCCGAUAGAAACAACAACCUUUCAAAUCAACCCUCAACCUCAACUUCCUCAAGUCCCUCUACGACCGGUCUCUUCGGAAAAAACUACGAAAAACUCGUUUUAUACUGCGAAAAAAACAAAAUGCGGCUGGAAAUUGACUCUCAGGAAAAUAAUAUAACUGUGCUGAAACUUUCCUAUCCAAGAGUCAAGCCCAUUUUUGAACGAUUGUUCAAAGGGAACUCAGUCGAAAACGCUGCAAACAACACACUCCAGCAAAUUCAAUAA
This is a messenger RNA of Oikopleura dioica, 651 nucleotides long. The record is from the annotation of a GenBank genome assembly. NCBI's taxonomy places the organism in Eukaryota, Metazoa, Chordata, Appendicularia, Copelata, Oikopleuridae.